UUCCAACUUAUCGGCGUGGAAUUCUGUUUUCUUUUUUCUUUUUUUUUUUUUUUUCUGUUUUUUCCUUUUAGGGCCAAUGCAGCCGCAGAGUAUCCUUCACAACAUUCCAAAACCGGUUCUCUGCCUCCGUUUCUGAUGAUCAUCAUGUUUCUUACAGGAUUUGGUUCAAGUUCUUGCUCGCUACUCCUCUUUUUUAUGUAUUUGUUCUCUUUUUCCGUUCUGGUUUGUGCCUUGGACACCGUCCCACCAUCUCUAGAGAUCCAUGAACCCCAAACAAUAAGGUCAAAUAAUAGCAUGUUUACUCUAGGAUUCUUUAGUCCUGAGAAUUCCACGAAUCGCUACUUAGGAAUCUGGCUUAUGUCUGAAUCAACUAUUGUUUGGGUGGCAAACAGAGACGACCCAGUUACAGAUUCUUCUGGGAUUCUUACAAUAUCGGAGAAUGGCAAUCUUGUUGUUUUGAAUGGGCAAAAACAAGUUGUCUGGUCAACAAAUGUCUCACAUAUUGCAUCAAAUUCCAGUGUUCAACUCUUGGAUUCCGGCAACCUUGUCCUCACUGAUAGGACUACCGGAGCAAUGGUGUGGCAGAGUUUCCAACAUCCCUGUGAUACAUUAUUACAAGACAUAAAACUCAGUACUAAUCAACAAACAGGCGAGAAAGUGAAACUUACAUCAUGGAAAAGUACAUCUGAUCCAUCCCGUGGAAGAUUUUCUUUAGGUCUAGAGCAUCUUAAUUUUACUCAAGUGUUCAUUUGGAAAGAAAAUCGUCCUCACUUUCGUAGUGGUCCUUGGAAUGGUACAAACUUUCUUGGGGUACCUGGGACGUCAUCUAUGAUUGGAGAUGGCUUCCAAGUGAAAGAAGAUGAAGGAAUUUUUGAAAUUUCUUUUCAUUUCAUAGAAAAGUCUCUGUUGAUAACUUACGAUUUAGAUUCUCAAGGAAAAGUGUCAGAACAGAGUUGGGAUUUCCAGAAAAAUGCAUGGGAAUUGCGGUGGAGAAUUGGGGAUUCUGAGUGUGAUUUUUAUGGAAAAUGUGGUCCAUUUGGGAUCUGCAAUUCACAGAGCUCCCCAAUCUGUAGCUGCUUGAGAGGGUUUGAACCUAAGAACAAAGAAGAAUGGGAAAAGCAGAACUGGACCAGUGGAUGCGUGAGAAGGGAAGCACUUCAGUGUGUGAAAAACAAUAAUGGCUCUCAAGCUACUAGCACAACAGAUGGGUUUUUCAAGCUGGAGAGGGUGAAAGUACCAGAUCAAGCAGAGUCAUUACCAUAUAACUUCAGAGAUGUUGUUGAUUGUCGAACUCCAUGUCUGAAGAGUUGCUCUUGUAAAGCUUAUGCAUAUGACCCAGGCCUUGGCUGUAUGGUUUGGAGUGUAGAUUUACUUGACAUCUUGAGCAAUUCACCUGGAGGAGUGGAUCUUUACUUACGUUUAGCCUCCUCAGAACUUGAUACAGUUGGGAGGAGUAACAUGACAGCACCAAUUGUAAUAUCAAUUCUGACAGGAACAGUUGUCAUUAUUGCCUCUGGAUUUUUCCUAUGGAAAAAAUGGUCAAAGCAAAAAGGGGGAGUACAUAAGCAAAUUGUUGACGAAAGAAGGAAUACAAAACUGAAGCAAGCCAAAAUUCAAGAGUUAUCUUUGUUUGAUUUUAGAAAGUUGGCUACUGCAACAAACAACUUUGACUUGGCAAAUAAAAUCGGGCAGGGUGGUUUUGGCCCAGUUUACAAGGGAAAGUUGGAAGCUGGACAAGAAAUAGCAGUAAAAAGAUUGUCAAGAUCAUCUGGACAGGGUGUGGAAGAAUUUAUCAAUGAAGUGGAAUUGAUUUCUAAACUUCAACACCGAAACCUUGUUAGACUUCUUGGCUGUUGCAUUGAAGAAGAAGAGAUAUUAGUUUACGAAUACUUGCCAAACAAGAGUUUAGAUGCUUAUAUCUUUGAUCCACUGCAACAAAAGCAUUUAGAUUGGGGGAAGCGCUUCAACAUAAUAGAAGGAAUAGCUAGAGGAUUACUUUAUCUUCAUAGAGAUUCAAGAUUAAGAAUUAUACAUAGAGAUGUAAAAGCUAGUAAUAUAUUGUUAGAUGGAGAGAUGAAUGCAAAGAUAUCAGAUUUUGGGAUGGCUAAACUUUUUGGAGGUGAUCAAGAUCAAGCUAAUACAAAAAGAGUUGUUGGAACAUUUGGCUACAUUUCUCCCGAAUACGCAACUGAAGGAUUCUAUUCAGAGAAAUCUGAUGUUUUUAGCUUUGGUGUUUUGCUACUAGAAAUUAUUAGUGGAAGAAAAAACACAAGUUUUUAUGAAGAUGCAGAAUGUUUGACACUUUUAGGAUUUGCGUGGAAAUUAUGGAUGGAUGCCAAUGUUAUACCUCUAAUAGAUCCACAAAUUUAUGAUCCAAGCUUUCAGAACGAUAUAUUGAGGUGUAUUCAUAUAGGUCUUUUGUGUGUGCAAGAACUUGCAAAGGACAGGCCCAUUAUGGCAUUUGUAAUGUCAAUGCUUCAAAGUGAGAUUAUAGAUAUUCCUCCACCAAGACAACCUGCAUUCAUCUUCAGGCAAACAAUGUCUUGUGCAGCAAAGAAAGCUCUAGAAAAUAAUGAGUCAUGUUCCAUCAAUAUUGUAACUGUCUCACAUUUUGAGGGGAGAUAGACAAGUUUCUCUAAACCUUUUCUCUCCAAAAAUAUUUCACUUUGUUGGUCCAAGACAUUUAAUUUGUUUUCUGUAUAUAAUGAAUUUUUAUGGUCAUGUUCUCAUCUUUGAAUGCUAAAUUAUAAAUGCAAAUUUUGAUUUCUAUGGA
Molecule: messenger RNA, 2773 nt
Organism: Prosopis cineraria
Lineage: Eukaryota; Viridiplantae; Streptophyta; Magnoliopsida; Fabales; Fabaceae
Product: G-type lectin S-receptor-like serine/threonine-protein kinase At1g11330
Exons: 7
Coding region: 136-2625 (829 amino acids)
Biological process (GO): recognition of pollen; protein phosphorylation
Molecular function (GO): ATP binding; protein serine/threonine kinase activity
Source: RefSeq, a predicted model, not a curated record